This is a messenger RNA of Rhodamnia argentea, 802 nucleotides long. RefSeq names its product putative caffeoyl-CoA O-methyltransferase At1g67980. The record is from RefSeq and is a predicted model, not a curated record. NCBI's taxonomy places the organism in Eukaryota, Viridiplantae, Streptophyta, Magnoliopsida, Myrtales, Myrtaceae. The coding region runs from base 1 to 729 and encodes 242 amino acids. The transcript has 5 exons. Gene Ontology annotation, molecular function: S-adenosylmethionine-dependent methyltransferase activity; O-methyltransferase activity.
AUGGCUGAAAGUGUCACCAAGACCCUUCUCCAUAGCGAAGCUCUCCAGCAGUACAUCUUGGACACAAGUGUGUUGCCGAGGGAGCAUGGACUCCUCAAACAACUCCGAACAGCCACGCUCGAGAAGUAUGGCCACUUAUGUGAACUGAGCGUCCCCGGAGACGAGGGAAUGUUCUUAUCAAUGCUUCUGAAAAUGAUCAAUGCGAAGAGAACGUUGGAGAUCGGUGUUUUCACAGGGUACUCUCUCCUAACCACCGCACUCGCAUUGCCCGAUGACGGCAAGGUAACAGCCAUAGACUUGGAUCGAGAAGCGUAUGAAGUCGGAUUGCCAUUCAUCGAAAAAGCAGGAGUGGCUGACAAGAUCAACUUCAUCCAAUCAGACGCCCUCUCAGUUCUAGACCAGAUGCUCGGUCAAAAGGAGUUCGACUUUGUGUUCGUGGACGCCGACAAGGCGGACUACCGCGGCUACCACGAGCGCGUGAUGAGGCUCCUGAGGAUCGGGGGUGUGGUCGCGUACGACAACACGCUGUGGUAUGGCUCCGUGGCCAAGGGCCACGAGGAGCUGCCCGAGUUCCUCAGGAGCCGAGCGAUGGAGGACGUCUCCAGCUACUUCUACAAUGGCCACGCCGCGAUCGUGGAUUUCAACGAGUUCUUAGCCUCCGACCCGCGAGUCGACAUCUCUCAAGUCCCCAUCGGGGACGGAGUCACCUUGUGUAGACGCCUGCAGUAGCGGAAUUUAAUGCGGCGGAAGGGAAGCUUCGGUUGCCCGUUCUAGAUCCGGGACUUGUUCGAGCUACCAUCGA